GUGAUCUGGGCAGCCAAUCACAGUGCAGAGAACAAAGUGUCUGCCAGGGAGACAGAUCUAGGCUCUCUGUAUCUCUGUGCCCAGUGCCAGUGUCAGGAAGGGAAUCAGUUGGCUGCCCUCUGUUAUCGGGCACUGCUCCCAUUUGGUCCUUCUCUUCCACUAUCUCCAUUGUGCCUCAGCUGGUAACCCUAGUGCCAGCAUGUUCCAUAAAAUGUCCUUUUUGCUGCUGCUCCUUGUGCCCACUGUUUCUGCAGAUGUGAUGGGUGACAUUUUUGCCAGGGUGCUAACUCUCUACGCCGCAGGACAAACUACUCUGAAUGAGACAGCAGUGAGCAGUCUUAUAAGGCAGCUUGAGGAACGUGUGCAGUGCGGAAACAAGACGUGUGAAAAGUGCCUGAAGACCCAAUAUCUGUUUGAUGUUGUGAAUAAGACAUCAGAGAAACAAAUGGAUGCCCAUGGGUACCUGCAGCUGUCCGAGCCACUUUUGUACUACAUAUCAGAUCCCCAUGGGGCCUGCUCUGCCUAUAACCAGGGAGAUUUGAUGACAAAGGCUCACAUCUUCAUAAAUGAGACAAAGACCACCGAUAUACAAGAGACCACCCUGAAUUUUCUUGAAUCUGUUGCACCCACAUAUCAGGGGACAAAGAAGCCCUGCAUCAAUAACCAGCAUUUGCUAAACACAACAUCUGAUAUCGGGGAGCUGCCAGCUGCUUUACUGACCACAGUGCUGGAGGGGAGCUGUCUCAACACCCUGCCCCUGCCAAAGUAUUUUGUGGGGUACAUCUACAGACACCUGGCUAAUGGCAGCACCAUCCUGCACCUGGAGGGUCUGAUAAAGCUUAUGACAAAUCUAAGCUUGGUGACUGAAGACCAUGAUCAUGACCAUGAAGAGGACACUGACCAUGACCAUGACGAGGGCACUGACCAUGAAGCGGACACUGACCAUGAAGUAGAGACUGACCAUGAAGAGGACCAUGACCAUGAAAAUCAUGAAGCCCAUAACCAGACUGAGCACAGGAGAAAACGCAGCCUCGCCAAAGCUAAUACUCUGCAUGAAGACCAUUGGGACCAGACAUGUUUCAGCCCAGAGGAUAUCCUCACCAUCUACGGGAUGAACACAGAAGAGGGAAUUCCACAAGAAAAAUUCAUAGAAAUCAGUCCCAGUCUUCUCCAGCAGCAGCUGAGCCAGGCGUGUGCCAAGGCGGAAUCCGUCGUAGACAUUGGGGGAAAACUGACCACUGCAGAGAAGUACAUAUACGGCAGUAUUGCGACCCUCAUUAUUUGCCUGUGUUCGCUUUGUGGUAUUUCCAUCUUGCUGGUGCACAUCGUGUACUCGUGCCUCACAGUACGUCAUUCAAUUCUUCGUGAGUUUGGCUGUGGGAUCCUUGACUGGAGAUGCCGUGUUACAUCUUAUUCCCCAG
Molecule: messenger RNA, 1421 nt
Organism: Bombina bombina (fire-bellied toad)
Lineage: Eukaryota; Metazoa; Chordata; Amphibia; Anura; Bombinatoridae
Gene: SLC39A4
Product: solute carrier family 39 member 4
Biological process (GO): intracellular zinc ion homeostasis; zinc ion import across plasma membrane
Molecular function (GO): zinc ion transmembrane transporter activity
Source: RefSeq, a predicted model, not a curated record